AUGAAAUCUUCAACCUUUUUCCUUGUGCAGGCCUUUUCUGCCUUUCAGCUAGUUGCGGCUCGCGCAAGUAAUGGCACCGCUGACUCUACCACUCUGCAGUCAUUUGGACAGCCGGUGGGACAGCCAGUCGGUGGUUUUGUAUCGGUACGAGCCGGCCGCAAACAAACGCCUUUCCCACAAUGGCUCACGGACUUCACGGGCCUGAAUGAAUGGCCUGGAGUCGACCCUCCAUAUAUUCCCAUGGAUUUUAUCGAUUUCAAAGAGAUCCCCGACUACAAACGUUAUGAGCAGGGCGUUUGUGGCGUCAACCCUCCUGAGUCGUGCUCGUUCGACUGCGACCGCUGUCUGGCACCAGACGAUGUGUACACCUGUCGCCGGAUUUCGCAAACAUUCGACGAUGGUCCCUCUUUGGCUACCGAAAGACUGUUGAACAGCCUGGAUCACAAAACGACGUUUUUCAAUCUUGGAAUGAACAUCGUCAAUUUCCCAGAUAUGUACCACAAAAUUUUGGACAACGGGCAUCUAGUAGGGACUCACACUUGGUCCCAUCCAUUCAUGCCCAGCUUGACAAACGAGCAAAUCAUUGCUCAGCUCCAAUGGUCUAUCUGGGCAAUGAAUGCAACCGGACACCAUUUGCCAAAAUGGUUCAGACCCCCAUAUGGGGCUAUUGACAACAGGGUUCGGUCAAUUGCUAGAAUGUUUGGACUGCAAGCUGUUUUGUGGGACCAUGAUACAUUCGAUUGGCAACUUUUGGCUGAGGACCAAACGGCAAGGACAGAGGAAGAUAUCUACAAAGAGGUUCAAGAUUGGAAAAGAAGCGGUACGGGUUUGAUCCUUGAGCAUGAUGGUACUUUCAGGACCGUUCAGGUUGGAGUUAACGUUGACAAGAUUCUGGGGAAUAAUCAGCUAACAGUAGCCGAAUGUGUUGGAGGGAUUGACUACAUCAGAACGUUUCCCCAAAACUUGAAGCCUCGCGAAGUUGAAAAUUAA
Molecule: messenger RNA, 990 nt
Organism: Lachancea meyersii CBS 8951
Lineage: Eukaryota; Fungi; Ascomycota; Saccharomycetes; Saccharomycetales; Saccharomycetaceae
Source: the annotation of a GenBank genome assembly